Phytophthora nicotianae INRA-310 is the source of this 471-nucleotide messenger RNA. Its product is annotated as ribosomal protein L33, variant. Lineage: Eukaryota; Oomycota; Peronosporomycetes; Peronosporales; Peronosporaceae. Gene Ontology annotation, biological process: translation. The transcript is spliced from 3 exons. Bases 93 to 263 code for a protein of 56 amino acids. Gene Ontology annotation, molecular function: structural constituent of ribosome. The record is from RefSeq and is a predicted model, not a curated record. Gene Ontology annotation, cellular component: ribosome; large ribosomal subunit.
AACCUUUACAAGAACACAAGUGUUGUCCUUGUAAAGGGUUUUAAAUUUGUCCAAGAGUCUGUGGUCCUCAUUGGCAGAGCAGACCAGCGAUCAUGGCCAAGGGAAAAGCCAAGAACGUGGUGAUCAAAAUGCUGAGUGCAGCGGGCACUGGCUUCUUCUACACCACGACCAAGAACCCGCGCAACGUCACCAGGAAGCUCUCUCUUCGCAAGGUACUACCACUAAUAACUAGGAGGAGAGAGGAGGAUUUCCGCUUUUAUUGACUUGUUGGUGGUGCGUUUUUCGCCGCAGUACGACCCGAUUGUCCGACAGCACGUGAUUUUUAACGAGACCAAGAUCAAGAAGGGAUAAGCGCUAGGUGUCGUCAGGACUAACAUGCGUCUAUUACGGUCGCUUUUAGAGAUUCGGGCCUGUGUGCGGGUCGCUUAAACAGCAAUACGCAUCCUCCCUUGUGACACUGUAUUCGUCUAC